Schistocerca gregaria is the source of this 1759-nucleotide messenger RNA. Its product is annotated as 1,5-anhydro-D-fructose reductase-like. Gene Ontology annotation, molecular function: aldose reductase (NADPH) activity. The transcript is spliced from 8 exons. NCBI's taxonomy places the organism in Eukaryota, Metazoa, Arthropoda, Insecta, Orthoptera, Acrididae. The record is from RefSeq and is a predicted model, not a curated record. The coding region runs from base 424 to 1551 and encodes 375 amino acids. Gene Ontology annotation, cellular component: cytosol.
AAUAAUUUGAAAGUGUUUGAUGGUGUAGUGGUAAUCGGCACUCCUGAAAACUGCGAGGCAGGGGGUGCUGUGCUUUUGUUGAAGUGAAAAUAUUUGGUGCGUUUCUUUCAGAGUGCGUUUUGGUUUACCUGCAGCGACUAGUUUUCUCAAAUUGCUUUUCUUUUUUCAACUCGAACGAAUUUUGCAGUGCGAUGUUUAGUCUAGUUUAUACUACUUCGAGAGUAUGCCAGAUAAGUCGUAUUUGGCCUACGUAAAUGUAAGCAAAUUUCAGACAGCCUGAAUCAAAUCUUUGCCAAAUCUGCAUCUUCCACACCCGAGCGAGGAGUCACGUAAAAGUUUUUUCCCCUCCCUUCUUCUGGAGAAUACGUUCUGUUUGGCACAACACUGUUCGGAUGUUAUGUAAUUGCUGAUACGCAGUUUCAAAUGAAAUCAGAGAAAAUCGUCGUCAGUGGGCUAAAUACAGCAGCCGCUCACAAGUUCCAGCAGUCCAGUUGCUGGUGGAGUGGAUGUUCCAGUGUUGCUUUGAGUAGCACAUUUGUCACAAAAAAGAUGGCGCCAAAGUUGGAUGAUGUGACAUUUUUCAAUGGGCAUAAAAUGCCUAUUGUUGGCCUAGGAACCUGGCAGUCUUCCAAGGGUGAAGUUGGGCAAGCUGUAGAUGUUGCCUUGGAAACCGGCUACAGGCACAUCGAUACAGCUUAUGUAUAUGGAAAUGAAGCAGAAAUAGGGCAAGCUUUAAAGAAAUGGUUUGACUCUGGGAAACUGAAGCGUGAAGACCUUUUUAUUGUGACUAAGCUUCCACCUGUCGGAAAUCGUGCGGAGUCUGUAGAAAAGUAUCUAAAGAAAUCUCUGGAGAAUCUGCAGUUGAGUUAUGUCGACUUGUACCUGAUACACCACCCUGUGGGCUUCCAGGAUGUGGGUGGUGAUACUUUCCCUAGAGACAAGGAUGGGAAAGUUCUCUUGGAUAUGAAUACUGACCUCAUCAGCCUAUGGAAGGCAAUGGAAGCUCAAGUAGACGCCGGUCGAACCCGUUCGAUCGGACUGUCAAAUUUCAGCUCUAGUCAGAUCAAGCGCAUCUGGCAGGCCGCCCGUAUCAAGCCUGCCAACCUCCAGGUGGAGCUGCACGUCUAUUUCCAGCAGCGGGAGCUGGCAGCCUUUUGCAAAGCGCUCGACGUGACGGUCUGUGCGUACGCUCCCUUGGGCUCUCCGCAGAUGGCCAACCUAGUCCGUGCGAGAGGAGGUGAUGUCAGCAAGAUAGUAAGCUUGAGCCCCAUGACGGAUCCAGUAGUGUCACGUAUUGCAGAGAAGUACAAGAAGACGACUGCCCAAGUAUUGCUGCGGCACAUCAUGCAGCGAGGCAUUGUGGUCAUCCCGAAAAGUGUCAAUCCUGACCGCAUAAAGCAGAACUUUGAUGUUUUUGACUUUGAACUGACGCAAGAAGAUAUGGAUGAACUAGAUGCUCUUGACAAAGGACCAAAGGGCCGAAUGUUUAACGAUGUUAUCGCACCAGAACGAGCCAAACAUCCUGAGUAUCCUUAUCAUGAAAGAUACUGAUACGUCAGUACUUGCAAAAGGUACUAUCAGAAGCCUUUAACAGGGAAAUCUGGAGAAAUGCCUGGUGGUGUGUGUGGGGGAGGGGGUCUCCAUUUUUGUGAUUGCCGUCUUUCCUGCAAAAAUUUGUAACAGUCCUUUUAUUAAUACUUUCGUAUAUAAAUAUGUAUAUAUUCUUUCAGAAAAAAUUACAAGCUUAUAUUUUUGGCAA